CAAAGUUCGUCGCGUGGCAAAAAUGUUAAAAGGUCGAAUUGGUCUAUAUAUUAUUCAGUCGCAAAGAGCGGCCCUCUUUUCGACCAGUCAACAGCGCUGGCAGACGAGUGCGGCUUCCGCUGAGACCAGAGAUGAUCCGGAAUGGCUGCAGGCUAAACCCUUCGAGGAGAUUCCACGGCCUAGUUCGCUCUCGGUGUUCAGAAAAAUGGCCCUGCCUGGUGGCAAGUACAAGGACCUCGAAUUUAUGGAGGUGUUCAAGGCCAUGAGAGAUGAUUACGGGGAUGUAUUCUUCUUGGGAGGCAUGAUGGGCAGCCCCCCCUUCCUCAUGACAUACAAUCCGAAGGACUUUGAGGUGGUCUUCCGCAACGAGGGCGUGUGGCCCCUCAGGCCUGGCAGUGACACCCUUCGUUACCAUCGAACCGUGCACCGAAAGGACUUCUUCCAGGGCGUGGAAGGAGCAAUUCCCUCACAGGGCAAGGCCUGGGGUGACUUUAGAUCGACCGUGAAUCCCGUCCUCAUGCAACCCAAGAAUGUGAGGUUGUACUACAAAAAGAUGUCGCAGGUCAAUCAGGCAUUUGUCCAGCGUAUUAAGGACAUCAGAGAUUCCACCACUCAGGAAGUCCCUGGUGACUUCAUAGAUACCAUCAACCGUUGGACCCUCGAGUCGGUAUCUGUUGUCGCUCUCGACAGGCAGCUGGGAUUGCUCACGCAGGAAGGCAAGGACACCGAAGCACCUAAGCUCUUCCAGCACCUGGAAGAUUUCUUUGUGCUCUCUGCUGACCUGGAGAUGAAGCCCUCGCUCUGGCGUUACUUUAAGACCCCCAAGCUGAAGAAAUUAAUGGCGGCCUUGGACGACCUCCAGAACAUCACAUUGUCAUAUGUGGAGGAGGCGAUCGUGCGCCUGGAGAAGGAGGCCAAGGAGGGAGUGGUACGUCCGGAAAAUGAACAAAGUGUCCUGGAGAAGCUCCUAAAGGUGGACAAAAAGGUGGCCACUGUAAUGGCCAUGGAUAUGCUUAUGGCCGGAGUAGAUACGACCUCGAGCACUUUUACUGCCCUGCUGCUGUGCCUCGCCAAGAACCCGGAAAAGCAGGAAAAACUGCGAGAGGAAGUGAUGAAGGUGCUGCCCCAAAAGGAUUCCGAGUUCACAGAGGCCUCCAUGAAAAAUAUGCCCUAUCUGCGUGCCUGCAUCAAGGAAUCCCAGCGAAUCUAUCCCCUGGUGGUCGGAAAUGCCCGAGGCUUGAUCAGGGAUUCGGUGAUUAGCGGCUACCGGGUUCCGUCUGGUACCUUCGUGUCCAUGGUUCCCAUUGGUUCUCUCACCAGUGAGGAGUACUUCCCGAAAGCCUCCGAUUUUCUACCCGAGCGCUGGCUGCGUAAUGCCAACGAUUCUGCCGGCGGCUGCCCGGCAAACGAUCUGAAGACCAAAAAUCCAUUUGUGUUCCUGCCCUUCGGAUUCGGACCCCGGAUGUGCGUGGGCAAGCGCAUUGUGGAGAUGGAACUGGAGCUGGGCAUUGCCCGACUCCUGCGUCACUUUACGGUGGAGUUCAAUCAUCCUACCAAGAAUGCUUUCCGCUCCGCUCUAGUCAAUUUGCCUAAUAUCCCACUGAAGUUUAAGUUCACCGAUUUGCCCAAUUAAGAUAGCAAUUUUUCUAUGGAUUUUGAUUAUUUUCUGUUGUGAUAAGAUGUGUUUUUGAUGAGUUUUUUACACAUUUUGAGGUAGCACUAAGUUCAACAAACAAAUAUAUUACAGAAAUUGUCACUAAA
Drosophila serrata is the source of this 1761-nucleotide messenger RNA. RefSeq names its product Cytochrome P450 12a5 (gene Cyp12a5). Gene Ontology annotation, molecular function: heme binding; monooxygenase activity; oxidoreductase activity, acting on paired donors, with incorporation or reduction of molecular oxygen. Lineage: Eukaryota; Metazoa; Arthropoda; Insecta; Diptera; Drosophilidae. The record is from RefSeq and is a predicted model, not a curated record.